Pyrus x bretschneideri (Chinese white pear) is the source of this 753-nucleotide messenger RNA. RefSeq lists its product as uncharacterized. NCBI's taxonomy places the organism in Eukaryota, Viridiplantae, Streptophyta, Magnoliopsida, Rosales, Rosaceae. The record is from RefSeq and is a predicted model, not a curated record. The coding region runs from base 1 to 753 and encodes 250 amino acids. The transcript is spliced from 3 exons.
AUGCGCAUUGGUCUUAGCGCAAAGAAUAAGAUCGGGUUGAUCGAUGGAUCCAUCAUAAACCCAAAACCCACAGAGGCAAAAUACGCUACUUGGAAGCGAUGCAAUGACAUGAUGUUGCUUUGGAUAGUGAAUUCAGUCCACUCGGACAUUGCUGGCAGCAUUCUCUGUACCGACACGGCAGCUGGCGUUUGGAAUGAUCUCAAAGACAGGUUUUCACAAGGACUAAAGCAACUUGCUGAACGAGAAGAAAAGGAAAGAGUCAUGCAAUUCCUUAUGGGAUUGAACGACUCUUACGCCACCGUUCGUAGAUUGAUCUUGAUGAUGAGCCCACUUCCUGACACACGCAAGGUCCAUGCCUUGGUCCUUCAGCAAGAGAGACAAGUCGAAGUAGCCUCUCGGCGUGAAAAUUUAAGCAACUAUCAUGCGAUGCAGACAAGCCGUUCCACCACCACUCAGGGAACGACGUCCUCAAAGAAACUGCUCAAGUGCAGCUACUGUGACGGAGGACACCUUGUAGAUGAUUGUUUUUACCUCAAUGGCUUUCCAGUGGGCCACAAAUUUCAUGGCAAGAAUGUGAAGCCAAAAGGCAAGAAACCAUCAGCUCAUAAUACACAGACAAGUCCACCUCAGCCGGUCAAAACAAUGCCUAUCGAGGGACCCACAUUCACUACGGAAGAAUACAAUCAGAUCAUGGCCAUGCUUCGAAAAGGAAACGGUAAUACCCAAUCGUUCGCCAAUGCUACAGUGGAGUGA